GCCAAUGGUCGAGGGCAGGAAGGCUGUCAAGUUCGCAGAGCCAAUUGUGCAAGCCACCCCUGAGGAGAUUUCACCGUCACUUGAUGAAGUUUACCGCAUGAUCGAGGAGACAGCAUUGCAGAGGAGUUCCUCACGAGGGCAAGGGCAAUCAAGUUCCAAUGUGCCUGCAGAUACGGUAUCUGAGGAUACCAUUAGGAGUGUCACCCCUGGUCCUGUGAGGCAGCGGAGGGUAGUUCACCCACCCCCCGCGGAAGACUACGAGCCCGAAUUCAGGGCCACUAAGGAACAGACCCAGCUGUACGAUAUCGUCAAGCGUUUUGGAAAUGCGAGGACCAACAGCAAGCACAUGAAGGAGCUGAAAGCAACGAAAGUCAUUCAGUGCGGAGCGACGUACGUCGACCUGGGUGAUCUUGCCGAGUCCGUGAGGCCAAACGGAAAAAUGUCGACGAAUGUAGUUGCAUGCGGGAUCGACUACAUCAACAAUCACACCGAUGUAUGCGCCGACAAGAUAAUCAUGCAUUAUAGUGUCAUGUUCCCCAUGUUCCAGGAGCUUGAACCACACGACCGACACGACAUAUGCGGUCUGACGGACUAUGGCUUUCACGCGCUGGAAUACUUUGCAAAGUGGGAAGGCAGAAUUGUCCCCGCUAUCACAGAUGCAACGGUCGUUGAGCUCCGAAAAAUCUGCACAUGGAACUGGCUGACGAAUGAAGAUUUCAACAAGCGGUCCGGAGCACGCGAGUUCGUGGAGGAAGCUGUCAAGCAAGUCAUCACGAAGUACAAGUGA
Messenger RNA from Triticum aestivum (bread wheat), 787 nucleotides. RefSeq lists its product as uncharacterized. The transcript is spliced from 5 exons. NCBI's taxonomy places the organism in Eukaryota, Viridiplantae, Streptophyta, Magnoliopsida, Poales, Poaceae. The record is from RefSeq and is a predicted model, not a curated record. Bases 5 to 787 code for a protein of 260 amino acids.